Molecule: messenger RNA, 3829 nt
Organism: Caenorhabditis elegans
Lineage: Eukaryota; Metazoa; Nematoda; Chromadorea; Rhabditida; Rhabditidae
Gene: spt-5
Product: Transcription elongation factor SPT5
Exons: 8
Coding region: 7-3633 (1208 amino acids)
Biological process (GO): regulation of DNA-templated transcription elongation; DNA-templated transcription elongation; regulation of transcription by RNA polymerase II
Cellular component (GO): chromatin; nucleus
Source: RefSeq, marked reviewed
UUAGCAAUGUCCUCUGACGAAAGUGAUGCAGCCUCAAACAAAGAAGAAGACACGACUUUGAGCGAUGAUGAUGGCUCAGAUGUUGAAAUCAAAAAUUCAAAGAAGGACAGAAAGCGGAAACUUGCUUCAGAGAGUGAGAAAAGUGGCUCGGACGAUGAUGAUGACGACGAUGACGAUGAAGAUGAAAACGUGACCAGCAAGAAAUCUAAAAAGCAGAAACGGAAGAAUAAGGCUCCUUCUGGACGAGAUUUUCUUGCUUGGGAUGUUGAAGUCGACGACGAAGACGAAGACGACGACAAUGAUUACGAUGACGAAGACGAUCCAAGCAUGAAUGCAAUGAACGAGCGAGAGGAAGCUGAGCGUGCGAUGAAAGAAAUGGAAUUGAGUCAACGGAAUAGAGAUCGGUACAAGUUCCAAAACAUGACGGAAGACGAAGUCCAGAAAUACUUUGAGAACAAGUACAAGGGUGACAAAAACGACAGUCAAUAUGAUGACGAAGAUUCAGCUAUGGAUGAUAUUUCAAAAAAUUCUCAUCUUCCAUCCACGAAGGAUCCUAACCUGUGGAUUGUCAAAUGUCGCAUGGGAGAGGAAAAACUCGUAGCGAUGCAUCUGAUGCGUAAAUGUCUUGCGGUUGAGCACACAAACGAGCCAUUCCAAAUCAAAUCAGUUGUCGUCAAGGAAGGACUCAAAGGAAUGAUCUAUAUCGAGGCGUUCAAACAAUCUCACGUCAUGUCUGCAAUUGAAGGAUUUUCAGCUCUCAAUCAAUUCACUAUAACCAUGGUUCCCAUCAAAGAUAUGGUAGAUGUAUUGAGAGUUGUCAAAGACAUUCCACAGUUGAAACUCGGAUCAUAUGUUCGUUUGAAAAGAACAAUGUACAAAGAUGAUCUGGCUGUCGUUGAUCUUGUGGAUAUCGCUCAGAACCGUGUCAACCUGAAAUUGAUUCCCCGUGUCGAUUAUCAGAAGCGGCGCGGAGCAAUGAGAACUGAUGCUGAUAAAAACUAUAAGCUGAAAAGACGCCCAAUGCCCAAGUUAUUUGAUCAGGAUACCAUCAAAGAAGUUGGAGGAGAAAUUGUGACGGACGGAGACUUCUUAGUAUUUGAAGGAAAUCAUUUCCGGCGAGGAUUCCUCUACAAGUACUUCCCCAUAAACGCAAUUCAAGCUGAUGGUGUUAAACCAACUCUUGGAGAACUCGAAAAGUUCCAAGAAUCUAGCGAUGAUCUCAAGAGAGAAUUGGAAACGGCUUCUCUCAAAGACACAGAAAAUCCAUUUGUUCCUGGAGAUAUCGUCGAAGUGAAAGCUGGAGAGUUGGUGAAUCUUCGGGGUAAAGUGAUGACGGUCGAUGGGACGAAGGUUGUGAUGAUGCCAGAUCAAGAAGAUUUGAAAGAAGCAAUCACUUUGAACGCUCAUGAGCUCAGGAAAUACUUCAAGGAAGGAGAUCAUGCAAAGGUUAUUAGUGGACGAUACGAAGGACAUACUGGAUUAAUUGUCCGAGUAAAAGAUAGCACAGCCAUAGUUUUGUCUGAUCUUGGAAUGGAAGAAUUGAAAGUUCGUGUACGAGAUUUGCAACUUUGUGCUGAUGUGACAACUGGAGUGGACUCACUGGGACAGUUCCAAUAUCAUGAUCUUGUACAGCUCGACCAUACAGGAAAUGUUGGAGUAAUUGUUCGAUUGGAGAAGGAACAUUUGGAAGUUCUCAACAUGCACGGAGUUGUGAAUCGUAUAAAGCCACAAGCUAUUAUAGCGAAAAAAGACGUUCGAUUUGCGAAAGUUCUCGACAGUCAAAACAAUUCCAUCGAGGCUAAAGAUCUGGUAAAAGUAAUUGGAGGACCAAACGCAAAGGAGCGGGAAACCGAUGAGGAUCCAGUUGGAGAAGUUCUCUAUGCGUUCCGUGGAACUGUCUUCGUUUAUUCUCGCAAAGUGACUAAAAAUGGAGGAGUCUUGGUUUGCAAACCAAAACAACUGAUUUUACAAGGAGCUAAGAAAACAACCAGUACACCGAUGGUUUCUCGAAUGGCUUCACCGAAUCCUAUGGCAUCACCAAGACAUUCUUCUGGAGGAAUGACUCCUCGUUCUCCACAAGAUGGUAUGUCAAGUCGUGGAAGCAGUGGUGGACAAACUCCGAGACAAGGUGGAGGAGGAGGACGUGGUGGUCAUUUUGGAACUGCAAAUCAACAAAAAGUUCGUCGUGAUCUUACCCUCAUUGGAAAAAAUGUUCGAAUCAUCAAAGGUCCGAUGAAGGGCCACUUUGGAAUUGUUCGAGAUGCCACAGAAGACACAGUUCGUGUCGAAUUGCAUACACAAUGCAGAACGAUUUCUGUCGAUCGUGCUCGUGUGAUGGUUGUCGGAGACACUGGAAUAACAGCUGGAAGUGGAGGUGGAAGCUCGUUCUACAGUUCUUCGAAGACACCGAUGCGCGACUCUGGCAAAACUCCAAUGUAUGGAUCGAAGACUCCGAUGUAUGGAGCACAAACACCGAUGUAUGGCUCGAUGACUCCAGCUUAUGAUGGAGGAAGAACACCGGCGUAUGGAGAAGGUGGACGUACCCCUGCAUAUGGAAGCAAAACUCCAGCAUAUGGAGAUCUUGAUGAACAUUCAUCAUCACGUACUCCAGCCUAUGGAAAUGACAGUUCAAGAACUCCUGCUUACGGUAGUGCUGAUGGUGCACGAACUCCUGCCUAUGGAAGUACGGAAGGUGGACGGACUCCAGCAUACGGAUCAAUGGACAACAGUAGAACUCCUGCAUAUGAUGAUUCUGGAAGAACGCCUGGCUAUGAAAGUAUGCCAUCGAGAACUCCGAACUAUGAUUCAAGCAGUAAGACUCCAGCCUAUCCAGAAUCCGAACAUUCCGCCAGAACUCCAGCAUACAAUAAUGAUUAUGAUAUUCCGUUGAGUCCGGCAUACGAGCCCGAUGCACCUGAAGCGUAUGACAAUGCUCCAGCAAGAACUCCAGCAUUCGUGUCCCGUACUCCAGGAUACGACACAUAUGAGAACAGCAGCCCGACAUACGAACCAGAUGCAGCUACAAAAGUUGAGGAAGACAUCGGAGACACUUCGUCUCCAACUUAUGAUUCUCCUCCACACUCGUACGUUGUGCCAACUCCAGGUGCAAUGCUCAAUCCAGCAACUCCGGGAGCCUAUCACGUUGAUACACCUGGAUUCGCUGCUCCAAUGACGCCAGGAAGUGGAGGAGCAUACGAUCAAUAUGUUGCGCCUUCUCCAUUCGCUGGCUACGACAGUAACAACUACAACAAUGCCGAUGGAGCUAUUGAGCAAAUUCCGGACCACUUCCUGGCUCAAGGUGUGUGGAUUGUGCAGAAUCUGUGUGUGCAAAUCAAGGACCACGAAGGGCGAUUCAACGGACGUGAGGCGAUCAUUAAAGAUGUUACCGAUGGAAAAGUGGAUGUCUACAUGCCAGAUCACAAGUGCAACUUGGAAGUUGAUUUCGAUCAGCUAACUCCAAUGAAACCGCAACCAGGAGAUGAUGCUCGAGUGAUUUUCGGACAAGAUGCAGGUCACAGUGGACAACUUGUUUCCAUGGAUGGAUUCGAAGCAGUUAUCCGAUCACAGGAAGACAUGUCAGACAUGCGAGUCAUCAACAUUGGAUUGUGCUGCAAAAUGCAUAGCGAAACUUGAAAAGUUGUUCACUUUACUAUUUAUUCUCCAAUUUUUCUUCGCUUUUUUCUGUUCAAAUGUUAUUCGACACUCGACGAGUUUCACUUCGUUGUGUCUAUUUUUUGGUGUCACCCUUUGAAAAUCGUUCAUUUAUUUAUUUAUUAUACACUGUUUUAUUUGAAUUAAACAUUUCUUAAAAUGAUUGCUGCUUUUCUUU